CUUUUAGCGUAUAUAGAGCAGCAUAUCUCCACCAGACUCCAUGUAAAUAAUCACUACUUUUAGCGUGUAUAGAGCAGCAUAUCUCCACCAGACUCCAUGUAAAUAAUCACUACUUUUAGCAUGUAUAACGCAGUAUAAGAAGGGGAUUUUGAGAUAUUUCAUGUGAAACGUAAAGGAUCUUAGUCUUUAACAUCAGACACAAACACAUGGGAAAUAGAGUCCAGGUUCAUAAACUAAACCAGGUUAUAUUUAAAUGAGCAGAUGCUUGUGUAGCUAUCAGCUCCAUUGCUGCAGUUUCUUCUCUGUUAUCAGGUCAGUGGUCCUCCACUGGGGGUCAGCUGUGUGACUACCGCUUCAUUGGAGAGAAGAAGACCUGGAAAGGAGCCCAGGAGUACUGCAGAACGUACCACACUGACCUGGCCACCGUGUCCAACCAGGAAGACAUGAAGAGACUCCAGCAGCUUAACCAAUCCGGAGCCUGGAUCGGGCUGCAGAGAGACUGGCGCUGGUCUCAGUCCGGGGUGGAGUUCAGAGAUAGUAACUGGUAUCCAGGAGAGCCGGAUAAUCGAAACAAUCAGGAGAACUGUGUGUGGAUGUAUAGUGUUGGCAGAUGGUCUGACAACUCUUGUGCUUCCAACUCUAAUUUUAUCUGCUAUGACGAAAACAAGACCUCCAACGGAACAUUUCAUGUCAGUACAUCUGGGAUGAGCUGGUCUAAUGCUCAGAACUACUGCAGAACACAUCACACAGACCUGAUCAGUGGAGUCCAGCAGCUGGAGGACUUCAGGACCCAGGUCAAGGAUCAAGGAGGACCUUUCUGGAUCGGCCUUUUCAGGGACCCUGCCUGGAGCUGGUCUGAUGGGAGCAGCUUCUCUUUCAGACUCUGGGAACAACACAGUGAGAAGACCUGUGCUAUGACUACGUCAGGUGGAUUCUGGUCUGAUGACUGUUAUAAACCCAAAACCUUCUUCUGCUACGACGAUUCUGUGAUCCUGAUCCAGAAGAACCGGACCUGGGUGGACGCGUUAUACUACUGCAGAGAUCACUAUGGCGACCUGGUGACCAUCACCAACCUGGACCAGCAGCUCUGGGUCCAGGAGAGAGCCAAGAUGGCCGCCACUCCCUACGUGUGGCUGGGACUGCGCUACACCUGCACCCUGAACUUCUGGUUCUGGGUCAGAGACGAGACGGUCCGCUACACCAACUGGGACCUCAGCGAGACUACGGGGGACAACUGUGACAUGUCUGGAGCCAUGGACAGAGGGGGGGGGCACCAGUGGGUCAAAAAGAUCGACAACAAAAACCAGUUCAACUUCAUCUGUUCCAAGAAGUCACCACCACAAUGUAACUAAGUACCUUUACUCAAGUACUCACGUAGUAAUGUUGGGGGGACGGAGUACUUAUACCUCAAAGGUCUAACUAUGGGGACAAGUCCUAAUAUUUAAGAAAAACAUUAAUAUUUUG
Messenger RNA from Etheostoma cragini (Arkansas darter), 1464 nucleotides. RefSeq names its product macrophage mannose receptor 1-like. The record is from RefSeq and is a predicted model, not a curated record. NCBI's taxonomy places the organism in Eukaryota, Metazoa, Chordata, Actinopteri, Perciformes, Percidae. The coding region runs from base 444 to 1352 and encodes 302 amino acids. The transcript is spliced from 3 exons.